Messenger RNA from Purpureocillium lilacinum, 549 nucleotides. Lineage: Eukaryota; Fungi; Ascomycota; Sordariomycetes; Hypocreales; Ophiocordycipitaceae. The record is from RefSeq and is a predicted model, not a curated record.
AUGCUGUGCUUGAACCUUCUCAUUGACAGGCUCACCGUUUUGUUGACCACGAGCACAGCGAGAGGUCAUGGCCAAGGUUCAACACAGUUCCCCGGGGCAACCCCUUAUCAGGAUUCAGGAGCCGAACGAGCUCCCAUGUGUGCUUUGAGUGGCUGCUUCGACUCCGAACAUAAAAUGGCCUCCGGCUUUGCGAAUUGUUUCCAUGCGCACGGUGUAACGGCUUAUUCGCUUUGUCCGGGAUGCAGAACCCAGGAGUGUCGUCGAGGCAUGAGUCCAGCGCUUGCCAAACAUCGCUCGGUGGCGCCCAUGAGAAGUUAUUGCCCACGCCUCCGGACGCAGUCCGCGUCUGCCCACCACAAUGUCGUGAAAGAAAAAAAAACUCUGUGGGGGAGCCAGAGUAGGCGACGGAAAUACAGUUUAACAUGGGUCUUCGCGGGGAGGGGCGACAGGGGAGGGGGUUCCUCGCCAUCGAUUGCGAGCCUUGUGCCGCAAGUCGCAGGAAGGACGGGGAGACGGCGAGCUGGCGAGGCGAGCUGGGCUGCCAAGUGA